Molecule: messenger RNA, 1196 nt
Organism: Oreochromis aureus
Lineage: Eukaryota; Metazoa; Chordata; Actinopteri; Cichliformes; Cichlidae
Product: claudin-19-like
Exons: 4
Coding region: 141-746 (201 amino acids)
Biological process (GO): cell adhesion; bicellular tight junction assembly
Cellular component (GO): plasma membrane; bicellular tight junction
Molecular function (GO): structural molecule activity
Source: RefSeq, a predicted model, not a curated record
UCUCGCACAAAGGUCUGAGCAACUACGAGGGAGGGACUCCUUUAAAUCAGCAACUACUGACUUCAGCGGCCGCUCAUCACUGUUCUCCAUCUCAAAACAAGUUUCAGGACUUAUUAAUCAAGUUAACUCUGCUGGAUAAGAUGGCCACGUCCGGACUGCAGCUCCUCGGCUUUUUUCUCUCACUGGCCGGAGUCGCUGCCACUGUUGCCGCCACUGUUAUGGUGGACUGGAAGAAGCUGGUCCAGGGCAAGCACCGCUCCUAUGAGGGCUUAUGGAUGUCCUGCGCUGGUGUCCAAGACAGAAUGACCUGUGAAAUUUAUCAGUCCAUCCUGAAACUGCCGACUGAGAUUCAGGUUACCAGGGCAGUGCUGCCCGUCAGCCUCCUUCUCUCUGCUCUGGCUGUACUCAUCUCCACAGUGGGGAUGAAGUGCACCCACUUCAUGGAUAGUGUGCCCAAGAGCAAAUCCAUGACAGCGAUGAUCGGAGGAAUCACGUUCAUACUUUCAGGAGUAUUGACCAUCAUCAUCACCUCCUGGUUUGUCAACAUGGUUCUCUCUUACAGUGGACACAAGCUGUUUAGACCUGAGUUUGGUAAUGCCGUGUUUGUGAGCUGGGUUGGUGGACUCCUCACUGCGGCUGGUGGUGCUUUCCUGAGCUGUCGGAGAUGCUGGAGGACAAACCCUCCAGUGUCCAUGAGCUCCAGCCACCUUCUUUCUACCAAUCACUCCAAGUCCAACUACGUCUAGUGAAAAAGGCCACAAGAACCUCAAGAAGGAGCAAGUUUCCCUUUGUGGAUUAUUUAAAGAAUACGUUCAUUCACUGAGAGCCCUUUGAGAUCGGAGUGAGGAUCGCUCUGUGGGAAACGCCUUUGAAUCUCCUUUGUCCUGGGUUUAAAUGCCACCACAGCACUGGUUUCUCCUGCUGUAAAGAUGUCAAGGUUCAAAGUUUAAGUCUAAAAAGUCCACAAUUCUAUAAAUAUACAAAUGACCCUGUCAGGUAGAGUUUCUUCAUAAUAGCACCGAAGACGAACAGUUUUUAAUAGUUUCAAGUGUGGCCACGUGUAAAGUGGAGACGGUGUACUCUCCGAUACUUUUCCUAUAUACGGAUUUGUUUGUGUGUGUUUUAUGUGUUUAUUUGUAUCUGUGAAGCUUCCCCUAGUCAGAUAACAUUUUGUAUCAACAUUUUGUAUAUUUUGA